AUUUCAGUUUUAAGACCAAUUAACUGUUUAUUCACAAAACAAGUAUAUAUAAAAGCAGGAAGAAGAAACAUUUUUCUUCUUUAGCUGUCUACUACUUCCACCAGCUCCUUUUAACUCUUCUUCUAUAUUAUUUCGCAUCUCCUUCUCUCUAACAAUUCAUCGAUCAAGAGCUGAAAUCAAAUACAGAGAAUUAGAGAUAUAAGAUACAGAAAUGUCCAGGGUAACAGGAUUGCCAGUAACAGCUCGUGGCCGCUUGGCCGUGCUUUCCGCCCACUUAGCCGCUGCAACCAUCGAGCCCUCUGAGCUCGAACCCACUCUCGAGCCACUCUGCCUCUCGGCUCAGGGGGUGGUCCCACCACCCGGGAACCUCAGGGGCCCUUUGACCAUCGUCGACGAGAGGACCGGUAAGAGGUACCAGGUCCAGGUCUCUGAAGAAGGAACCAUCAAAGCCGCUGAUCUCAAGAAGAUCACAACUGGGAAGAAUGACAAGGGGCUAAAGCUAUAUGAUCCUGGAUAUCUUAACACUGCCCCUGUUCGAUCCUCGAUUUGUUAUAUCGAUGGCGAUGAGGGGAUUCUUAGAUAUAGAGGCUACCCAAUUGAGGAACUGGCUGAGCGUAGUACCUUUUUGGAAGUGGCCUAUCUCUUGAUGUAUGGGAAUUUGCCUUCUGAAAGUCAAUUAGCAGAUUGGGAAUUCGCCGUUUCUCAGCAUUCAGCUGUACCACAGGGAAUUUUGGAUAUUAUACAGGCAAUACCUCAUGAUGCACAUCCAAUGGGUGUACUUGUUAGUGCAAUGAGUGCGCUUUCCGUGUUUCAUCCUGAUGCUAAUCCUGCUCUCCGAGGGCAAGACGUUUACAAGUCGAAACAAGUGAGAGACAAGCAAAUAGCACGCAUCCUUGGGAAGGCCCCAACCAUUGCAGCAGCAGCUUAUUUGAGAUUGGCUGGAAGACCUGCCGUUCUCCCUGCUAACAACCUUUCUUAUGCAGAGAACUUCUUAUACAUGCUAGAUUCCUUAGGCAAUAGAUCUUACAAACCCAAUCCUAGACUGGCUCGAGUGGUAGAUGUUCUCUUCAUACUGCAUGCAGAGCAUGAGAUGAAUUGCUCAACAGCUGCUGCCCGGCAUCUGGCAUCAAGUGGUGUGGAUGUUUACACUGCUCUUGCUGGAGCUACUGGAGCCCUCUAUGGCCCUCUUCAUGGUGGAGCAAAUGAGGCUGUGCUUAAGAUGUUAAAUGAGAUUGGAACUGUUGAGAACAUUCCAGAGUUCAUAGAGGGUGUGAAGAACAGGAAGCGAAAGAUGUCAGGUUUUGGGCAUCGUGUGUACAAAAACUAUGAUCCCAGAGCAAAGGUCAUAAGGAAAUUGGCAGAUGAAGUGUUUUCCAUUGUUGGAAGGGAUCCUCUGAUUGAGGUAGCUGUUGCUUUGGAAAAGGCUGCACUGUCUGAUGAGUAUUUUGUUAAGAGAAAGCUUUAUCCAAAUGUUGAUUUCUACUCUGGGUUAAUUUAUAGGGCAAUGGGAUUUCCGACGGAGUUCUUCCCGGUUUUGUUCGCAAUCCCUAGAAUGGCUGGGUGGUUGGCACACUGGCGGGAAUCCCUUGAUGAUCCUGAUACUAAGAUAAUGAGACCCCAACAGGUGUACACUGGAAACUGGCUGCGGCACUAUAUACCACCAAGAGAACGGAUAGUAACAAGUGAUUCAGACAAGCUUUCUCAGGUUUCUGUUUCAAAUGCCUCUAGGCGUCGGCUGGCUGGAUCUGGAGUUUAGUCCUCAUUCAGAAACGUGUGGAAUAUCACAGGAAACGAAAAUAAAUUUCAUAAGAAACUAUAGGGAGAAAGAAGUAUCUUUUUGUCUUUCUGCAUAAAUUAUUCCUUCAGCAAAGGCAGAGGAACUGGAGGCUUUUUAGGUUAGGUAUUAUUUGGUGUUAAUAAGAACACUUUGGUGUCUAUUCUAUGUAUUCCGAAAUUUCCUGUCACUGUCAUCUGGAUUGAUUUUAUUUCUCUUCUUCUUAGCUUAUUAGUACCUCCAGUGAAUAUAUGUAGUUCCGUCGUA
Messenger RNA from Prunus mume (Japanese apricot), 2041 nucleotides. Lineage: Eukaryota; Viridiplantae; Streptophyta; Magnoliopsida; Rosales; Rosaceae. The record is from RefSeq and is a predicted model, not a curated record.